UUAAAUAAUUUAAAUUUAUAAUGUCUCAAGACAAACUAACUCAGGAUAUUAAACAGAUAGUGGGUAUUACACAAUGCACACAAGAGGAGGCUCUUCAGUAUUACUACCAAUGAGAUAAGAAUCUUGAACGUACUGUACAGGCAGUCAUGGAUAGAAGCAUAGUAGGCCAAAGCGGGGCUACUCAAGGACCAAUGACUUCGGAAGAUGCACAACUCCAGAAAGCUCAGAUGGAGAGUUUAAAGACACACCAGCAGCAUGAGAUGGGGAUCACUCCUGGUGACCAAGAUGCACAACUCCAAAAAGCACUGAUGGAGAGUCUAAAUCAAGGGGAAAGCAAUAUGAUGCACAAUGAGCCUCUCCCAAUAGACCAGAGAUUAAGAGAGGGCGGCAAGCCUCCUGGUCUUGUUAACUUCGGGAAUGCUUGCUAUUUCAAUUCGCUCGUUCAGGCCCUUUUCCAUAUCCCUGAAUUUGUAGAAAUCGUAAUGCAGUUCGACCAUCAAGAGGAGAGAAAGAAGCCAGAAAACUUUGAAGAUUCCAAGAAAGAGGAAGACAAGAAGGAGGAAUCAAAAGCUAUGCCCUCAACUGGGAAGUACAAGUAUCGCCUUCUGGAAAAUUUCCAAAUCCUCUUCGGUAAAAUGAUCAAAUCUGAAAAGACUUAUCAGGAUGCCAGAGAGUGCUAUAAUGUUAUCUGGGAGAACAACAAGACUGCCUUACAAACCAAGGGCGAACAGAUGGAUCUCUCUGAGUUUUACUUAUACUUUCAUAAAGAUCUCUUUGAGUCCUUCGAAGUACCAAAAGCUGAUCCAGAUACCGAUGUAGAGAGUAAAGAAGAGUCUAAAGAGGAAUCCAAAGAUGCUGCUCCUCCAGAUUUAGAGAUGAAAAAGAAUGAAUCUGUCCUUGGUGGAGACGAAGAGAUGGAGCCAGAAAAUGAGCAAGAUAUGGAGGUGGACAAUCCAAACUCUCCAAUAGAAAUCGCUGAGAAAAAGUUAAGAGAACUUUUCUGCGGGAAACAAAAAUCUGUGAUGAUUUAUGGCGAAAAUAAUGAAAACACAAGUACCAGAGCUGCUGAAGAGUUCAUAUCUGUAAACCUCUUGCCAAAGAACAAGGACCUAUACUCAGCUUGGGAUGAUGACACUACUGAUAAUAUUUCUGGCUACAAGCCUGAUGAAGGACAAGAGCCUACAGAUGCUACCAAGAUUGUGACCAUUAGUGAACUUCCUAAAUUCCUCAUGUUCAAUAUCCUUAGGGCUGGGUUUGAUGAUAAGGGUAUACCCACCAAGAACAAUGAUAGAUUUGAUUUUGAUGAAGUUAUUUAUCCAGACAGAUACUAUGAGCGCAACUUUGAGGAAGCCAAUAAAGUUAGAAACAAGGUCGAAGAGCUCAGAAAUAAAGUUCAUACCAUCCAAGACCACCUUGAGAAAUUCAAUAACCAUAAGAACAAAGGAAUUGGUGUUGCUAGUCUGCUCCAACUCACCUCAGAUCUAGUGAAAUCUGCUAAUGAAGAUAUCCAAAUUGAAAACCCUCAUGAAAACGUUGAAGUCUUUAUGCCAGAGCAUAUCUUUAACACGGAAGAGAGUGGUCUGACAAACGAAAAGAUUAAUGAGAUCGUAAAUUAUCUCAUGGUAGCCAGAGAUAGUACUUUUAGGAAAAUUGAGAGAAUGGAAGAGCAACUGAAAGACCUUCAGGAUGAGAUUGUCAAAUCAUAUCAGCAUAUUGACAAUGAGCCUUAUUAUCUUCACUCACUGAUGAUUCACGAAGGGACUACUGAAAGUGGCCACUAUUACACUUUCGUGAAAAACUUCAAAGAUAAUUCUUACCUGAAGUUAAAUGACUACAGAGUGGAAGAAGUCAAUAAUGAAGAAGUUGAGAGAUGUAGCAAAGGAGGAAAUGGAGUAAUGAACGCAUACACUCUCGUCUAUGUUCACAGAGAUAUUCAUGCCAAAUUAUCUCAAAGCACAUUCAACACAUACGUCCCACAGUCUGAUGAUUACUAUAACAAGCUAGUCUCGGAUGAUAUGUGAGCCACUAUAUUUGAAGAAGAUCUCAAGUUAAAAGCUGAAAUUGAAGACAGCAAGGUAGCAGAGAAGGCUAAAAAGGUUAAAGAUCUGUAUGAAAAGAGAAUCAAGACAGUUCAGCAGUUCAAAGAGGAGCACAGCACUUAUAAUAAAUACAAUUACGCAUCUAUCGUGCUGAGCUUUGACCAGAAAACUAAGGUCCAGAAUGACUUUUGGCAUCUUGGAAAAUGGUUCCUCUUCAACCAAUGCUAUAAAGAAGCUUUGGGUACUGAUGAAGACAUGAUUAACUUACCUUCUGAUGAUAAGUUGAGAAACAAAUUGGCUGAAAUCAUCACAUCAGGAGGAGAUAAUUAUCCUACCAUUUUCUCUUUGACUGACGAAGGAAUUGUCAAAGUUUCAGAAAUUACAGGGAAUUAUAAGGAUAACUUGAUCACAGCCAUUAUCUGCUGCGAAGUAUUUUCAGAUUUAGUUUACCAAGACUAUACUGGAGCGGUCAGAAAAAUUAUGAAGAGAUUCAGUGAAAUCCAAGACUUGAAUAAGAUUAACUUCCUGAGAGAUGGAGGAAGAGUCUCACUCAUUAGAUUAACUUCUCAGAUCAAUGAGCUAAUUAUUAAAGGUGAAGCAUUUGAGCAGAAAAUAUUACCUAUCUUGAUUACCUUCGUGCAAGUCUACGGUACAACCUACACCGACUAUGAAGAUCUGCAUUACAAACAAGUCUGUGCUAAUCUCAGAGCUACUCUUGACGUCGCUAGAGACAAACUUGGUGAAAAUGCUGCGAAAUUUGAGGAACUUGUGACAAUCCUUGAGAAUAAAAAUUUCGGCGAACUCCAAAUCCCUGAAAACUUAUUGCCAAGCUAUGGAGAAGACCUUGACCAUAAGAUCAGCGAAGUUAGAAGCAUGGACUUCAUCCAGAAAUGGCACGAUGUGUACUCUGAGAAGAACAUCAUGGUUACCUUCGAGAAGGGUUUAGGCGAAUUUAGGAAAAACUUAGAAAAGUACAUCGAGACACAUAAGAGACUUGUGAAGAAAGCAAAUGGUCUAUUCUCAGCAGAGGACUUCUUCAAGAUUGAAGAGGAACACGGAAUCAACUUGAGACAAUUCUGAGCUGAAUAAAACGUUUAAUAGUACAUU
Molecule: messenger RNA, 3146 nt
Organism: Moneuplotes crassus
Lineage: Eukaryota; Ciliophora; Spirotrichea; Euplotida; Euplotidae
Source: the annotation of a GenBank genome assembly